AUUUGCUCCCAGUCCACUGGGGUGACCGGGAUGACCACUCGGGACAUGUGCACCUGACCAUGGCCGUGCAAGUGGCAUACCCCCCCGGUGUCAGACGGUGACGAGAAGUCGUUGAUGUUCUCGAGAGAUCCCAACUUCAGACUGGGUGAAGUGGUGGUUCUGCUGGAGGUGCACGAUCGGCUGGAGUCCACAGAAUGUAUAAUGUAAAUGGACGUACUGAAGUUCUGGGUCCGAGCCGGGCUCACGGGAACAGAACCACCACCGCUGGAGGAGCUCAAACAAGGAGAGAAAGCGGGGAUUUAAGGCCGGGGCCGUCCCUUUCUACGAUGACCGAUAUGGAGACGGGGAUGCUCGGUGGGCAUACACUGAAAACCCUCGGCGGCAGUGGCGGAACUGCCCCAGCUGUUACUGGACCUCCUCCUCCUCCUCCUCCUCUAUCAUCAUCAUCAUCAUCAUCAUCAUCAUCAUCAUCAUCAUCAUCCCACCACCACACACCUCCGCCGUUCAGCCACUUUUUUCAGCAGCAGCACCACCAGCGGCAAACCCACAACAACAAAAACAACAACAUAAACAACAUCCAGCGGGGCCAGGGAGAGAGCAGCGGGAACAGACAACGCCAUGGAGGAGAAGAAAACAUCCUCCUGGUGGGGAACAGCCGAGCAGAAGAGCGCCACCACCAGUACCACCUGAACAAGAGUCAGGAGGAGGAGGAGGAGGAGGAGGAGGAGGAGGAGGAGCAGCGGAUGGAUGCCAGCCUGGGAUCAGCCACCAGCACCACCAACAACAACCCUCCUCCAAGUGGGACCAGCUCCGAGUUUAAUCAUUAUUAUGGGAAUGGAAGAGGAGGGCCUUGCUUUGAUCAACAUGGCGGACAACAAAGCCCAGGGACUGGGGUAACAGCGGCGCUCUCGGUACACAAAACCAUGGACCAGGUUCAGAACUCCCACGAAGGCUAUAACAACAACAGCCCGUACAACCACUACCCGAACUAUCGACCCGGCUACGGGACUAGUGGAUACGGAGGUAUGAUGAGUCCCUCACGCCAGGGGAACAAUCUGAUGGGCCCGGGCAGCGGUAGCUCGGCCGCUGCUAACCACAGCAAAGCGGUUAUGGCUGCUACCAGCUCCCCGGCUGGAGGUGGAAGCGGCGGCGGCAACACCGGAGGAUUUCAGCGGUUUCCUGGACAGGGUCAGCAGCAGCAGCACCCGUCCGGGGCUACACCGACUUUGAACCAGUUAUUGACGUCUCCGAGCCCGAUGAUGCGGGGCUAUGGAGGUGGAUAUCCAGACUAUAAUAAUCCCUCAGCACAGCAGCAGCCGAGCAUGGGGUUGGCUAAAGACAUGGGUUCCCAGUACGGCUCGGCUGCUCAUGGCUGGGGAGGACAACAAAGAAAUCACCCAGCCAUGAGCCCGGGGAAUAACGGGCAGGGAAGCGGCAGGUCCCAGGUGCCGGCCAUGGACCCGAUGGCGAUGAAGCGCUCUCAGCUCUACAGUAUGAGCAACAACCCGUACUCCCAGCAGCAGCAGGGGGCGCCGUACCCCGGCCAGCCCUACGGCUCUCCCUCCCCCCACAGAUACCCGAUGGGGAUGCCCGGCAGAGGGCAGAUGGGGAUGGCAGGGAUGCAGUACCCUCAGCAACAGAUGGGAUCUCAGUACAGUCAGCAGCAGCAGCAGCAGCAGCAGCAGAACAUUGGUGGUUACUGUCAGCCGGGCCAGCCCCCAUACUUCAGCCCCCCACAGCAGCAGCCAGCUGCCCCCAGCCAGCCGCCGUACAUGCAGCCCCGCCCACUCCCACAACAGGAAGUGCCGCAGGAGGCGUACGGGGGCCGGGGCCAGUCUGCCGCUAUGACUCCUGGUAAACCAAACCAUGAGGAGAUGAGUCUGAGCCAACAGGAGAGACCGUCCAGCCUGCCGGACUUGUCCGGCUCAAUCGAUGAUUUGCCGACCGGCACUGAGGCUGCGGUGAGUUCAGGGGCAUCGGGAUCCGGCAGCACUCUGGGCGACCAGGGGACUCCGGCCCGUUCUCCUUUUUCCCCCCAUGUAUCGCCUCGACACCCCCCGCCAGCUCGCACCGGGCCAUCACCCUCACCCUCACCGUCCCCCGCUGGGUCCAGCAGCCAAUCACGAUCUGGACCACUGUCCCCCGCCACCAGCGGACCAGGCGCUCAGUUGACCCCUCAGGUCUCUGGUCCUGGAUCAGAUGUCGGCCCUCAUUCCUCCCAGUCUGCCAUGACUCAGGACAGAGGUUUCCCUCCUUCCAUGCAGCGUAGUACCGCAGGGCCCCAGUUUGGCCCUCAGCAGUCAGCCCCACCUAUGUCCCCUCACCCAGCACCGGGGGGGCCCAUGCACCACGGUUCCUACCAGCAGGGCAGCUCAUAUGGCCAGUAUGGACCCCCAGGUAACUACCCCCGGCCCCCCCACUAUGGCGGGGCCCCCAGUGCCAACUACAGUGGCCCGGGCCCUGGCCCCAGCUUAGCCAACAGCCUGGGGUUGAAUGCCAGCAGUCCGAUGCACGGUCAGGGCCCCUCCACCCCAGCAGGUCGUGGCCCGGGCCCCGGUGCAGGGGGGCGACCCUACCCCGCUGGAGGGAGCACCAUGGCCCCCACCUCCCCGGGUAUGCCACAGCCCGCCGGUCAGGGCAUGAGGCCUCCGGGGCCCAACGCAAGUCGCAAACUGCCAGACGUCGGCCCCAGUGCCGGGCCCAGUGCCAACUCCUCCUCCUCGUCCACAGCUGCUGCUCAGAGCAGGCCUCCCUUCGCUCGGUCGCCCGUCUACCACAACCAGUCCUGGCCCGGGGGUCGACCUUCCCUCUCUCCUACUCUUCAUCCCUCCCACCCUCCUCACCCUCACCCCCACCACCACCCUCCUCUUCCCCACCCUCCUCACCACUCCCAACAGGGCACCAAUGCUGUGCAGACCCCCCCUGAGCAUUAUGGGCAGGGCAGCUACCCGGGCAUGGCACCAAUGGGAGGAAUGGGCUCCGGAGGUCCUGGAGGUCCUGCAGGUCCCUACACCCAGCAACCAGGCAGUAACUCCGGGAGGAUGACGCCACAGGGACCCUCCUACAACACCCCGCCUUCAGGUCCCAUGAUGAUGCCAGCUGAAGGGAUAGGUGCUCAUCCAGAUACCAAGCAAAGGGUUGAGCUCAGCAAAGAGAGCGUCGGCCCUGCCACCGAACCGCCCAAACCCAAGGACAGCUACAGCUCUCAGUGUGUGUCCCAGCCCCCCACCCCCUCCCCCAUGUCCCCCAGCUCAGCUAGUCUGUCCUCCUGUCACGGGGAGGACAGUGAUAGCAUUAGCAGCCCUGCCUGGCCCAAGACACCGACCAGCCCCAAGGCCAGCGUGGCCACCAUGACCAACGAGAAGAUCACUCGGCUGUACGACAUGGGCUCUGAGCCGGAGAGGCGGCUGUGGGUGGACCGGUACCUGGCCUUCAUGGAGGAGAGGGGGACACCCGUCCCGAACCUGCCCGCUGUUGGGAAGAAGCCGCUUGACCUGUGCAGACUUUACCUGUCCGUCAGAGAGAUAGGAGGCCUGGCCAUGGUGAACAAGAAUAAGAAGUGGAGGGAGUUAUCGUCCCUGUUGAACGUGGGGACGUCCAGCAGCGCGGCCAGCUCUCUGAAGAAGCAGUACAUCCAGUACCUGUUUGCCUAUGAGUGUAAAGUGGAGCGCGGAGAGGAGCCUCCACCUGAGGGCCCGGGGCCUGCCGGAGACUCCAAGAAACCUCCGUCACUCCAGGCCAAGAUCCAGCCGCCCUCCCCAGCCAACUCGGGCUCCCUGCAGGGCCCCAACACCCCUCAGUCCAGCAGUAGCUCCCUGACCGAAGCCCCCGGAGACCUGAAGCCCCCGACACCUGCCUCCACCCCGCACAGCCAGAUGGGCCCCCAGCCUGGAAACAGGAUCAUUGGAGGAGUGAGCAUCCAGGACCCGUUUUCUGAAGGCAGCGAUCCAGCCUUCCACAACAAGCGAGGCCCGGGACCCGGCGGCGCCCCUUACCACCAAGCAGGAGGUCCAACAGACCCAUCCAUGAGGAUGCAGUACGAUGCCAACAAAGAUGCGUACGGAGGACUGCGGAAAGGUCCGGGGCCCGGCGAGGCCUUCGGUCCCGGUCAGAUGCCCAGCGGUGCCAUGCAGGACAUGUACCCACGCGGGCCACCCUCCGGGCCACUGGCAGGGAUGGGCCCCAGACCCCAGUACCCCUACGGCCCCGGAUAUGAGCGGAGGCCGGACCAUGUGAUGGGGCCUGAGGGGGGCAUGGCGCCCCCCGGAGGUCAGAACAGCAUGGGUCAGACUGGAAACGAGGCUAACAUGUACCCCACCAACAGAUACCCCCACCAGAGACAUGGACAUGACGGCUAUGGGCAGCAGUAUCCUCAUGGCAUGGCCUACAGUUCCCAUCAGCCCCUGUACCCUCAGCAGCAGGGUUACAAGCGUCCGAUGGAGGGGAUGUAUCCUCCCUCUAAGCGUCAUGAGGGGGAGGGGUUCGGUGUGCAGCAGUACAGCUCUCAGCAGCCCGACAUGUUCGGCCCCCCCUACGGAGGUGGAGGUGGGGGCUACAUGGGCCCUGAGCGGCGGCCGGUCCAGGGCCAGUUCCCGUAUCCAUACAGCCGGGACCGCCAGGGGCCUCCGCAGCAUGGAAUGAUGGGCUCAGGACCGGCGUCAGUGUCAGGCGGACCCGGGGAGGGGCCACAGGCCAACAUGUGGCACCCCAGGACAGAUAUGGGCUACACAUACAACAGACAGGGCCAGGGGCCCCCCUACCCCAGCAUAAACCGCGUGGAUGACCAGGAGGGCAGGGCCCCCCAGGACAGCCAGUGGCCCCCCAGUCAUCCAGGCCAGCGCCAGCCACCAUAUCCCCCCCACUCUUCCUCUUCCUCCUCCUCCUCAUCCAUGCCCCCCCUGCCAUCAAGACAGCCCCCCUCGUCCUUCCAGGCCACCCCCGCUGUCCCUAACCAUGUGAACCGCUCUCACAGCCCCUCCUCCUUCCCGCGGCCCCUGGGGGGCUCUCUGUCCCCCAACAGCGCCCCCUACCUGCCCUCUAUGAAGAAGCCAGGGCUCCCUGGUGUCCCCCCAGUCCCCCCGCCCACUCAGGGCCUCCCCCUCAUUAAUAGAGAGGUCACCUUUCCCUCCAGCUCCGUGGAGGCCACCACCCCCAAACUGAAGCCACGACGGAGGCUCACCGCCAAGGACACAGGAACCCCGGAGGCGUGGCGAGUGAUGAUGUCACUGAAGUCCGGCCUAUUAGCAGAGAGCACCUGGGCUCUGGACACCAUCAACAUCCUGCUGUAUGAUGACAGCACCGUGGGCUCCUUCAGCCUCACACAGCUGCCUGGUUUCCUGGAGCUCAUUGUGGAGUUUUACCGCCGCUGCCUCAUCCAGAUUUUCGGGAUCCUGGAGGACUACGAGGUGGGAACCGAGGGCCAGAGGACAGUGCUGGGGCCCCUGCCCAACCCCUCCAAGGAGGAGAAGGAGGUGCUAAAGGAGCCGCUGGCUGCCGCCUCCGAGUCUUAUGGCCAGUCAGCUGAGGAGAAGAAGAUACAGAGGUCAGCGGAGGAGAUAGAGGAGACGUCACCGCUGCUCUUGACUGCUCCCGCCAUCAAUGCUGAGGAGGCAAAGAUCAGCGAACCGGUUGUCAAAGAGGAGGUGGAGGUGAAGGAUGAGCAGAAGGAGCAGGCAGCAGAGCCCCGCCCCCAACAGGCCAGCAAGUAUGACAAGCUGCCAAUCAGAGUGGAGGAGAGGGGGGAGGAGUGGGAGGAGGUGGAGGAGCGCUGGGCCAAGCUCAGCCGACCCAACGGCUUCAUCAGCGGCCUCCUGCACUGGAAGGCCGGGGGAGGAGACUCCACCGCUCACAUCCAGACACACUUUGAACCCUGCACGGGAGACUCCGCCCCCCCGAACCCGGCGCAGAGGGAGGAGAGCAGGGGAGGAGACGAGGAGAGGGAGGGAGGAGGUCAGGAGGAAGCGGAGAGGAACCUGCCAGCCGCGGAGGAAACGCCACCUGAAACACAACAAGGCUCCAUGUCUGAGGUCGGAAGUCAGAGGUCACCGGCUCAUGGCGAGACGGCUCAGAGUCCCAUCAGCCAGCUAGAAGACGAGCCUCGCUGCUGGGACGAGGCUCCGCUGUCCACGGCCGAGUCCUGGCAGGACUCUCUGGCCAAACGCUGCGUCUGCAUCUCCAACAUCGUGCGCAGCCUCUCCUUCGUCCCCGGCAACGACGCCGUGUUGUCGCGGCACCCCGGCCUGGUGCUGAUCCUGGGCCGGCUGGUGCUGCUGCACCACCACCACCCCCGCAGGAAACGGACACCGCCCACCUACCAGCGGGAGGAGGAGCAGGGUCUGGCCUGCAGCCGAGACGAGUGGUGGUGGGACUGCCUGGCGGCGCUCAGGGAGAACACGCUGGUGACGCUGGCUAACGUCUCGGGCCAGCUGGACCUGUCGCUGUACCCAGAGAGCAUCUGCCUGCCCAUCCUGGACGGGCUGCUGCACUGGAUGGUGUGUCCAUCCGCCGAGGCCCAGGACCCCUUCUCCUCAGCGGGCGGCUUCUCCUCGCUCACCCCUCAGAGACUGGUGCUGGAGUGUCUGUGCAAGCUGAGUAUCCAGGACAGCAACGUGGACCUGCUGCUCGCCACGCCGCCUUUCAGCCGCCAACAGAAGCUCUUCGCCACGUUAGUGCGCCUCGUAGGUGAGAGGAAGAGCCAGGUGUGUCGGGAGAUGGCGGUGGCCGUCCUGUCCCACCUUGUGCAGGGCGACUCCAUAGCUGCGAGGGCCGUCACCCUGCAGAAGGGCAGCGUGGGAACUCUGAUCAGCUUCCUGGAGGACAGCGUGGCCAUGGCUCAGUACCAGCAGAAUCCACACAGCCUGCUGCACGCCGCCACGCCACCAGAGCCGCCCAGCAUCAACAUGAUGUGCCGCGCUGCCAGGGCGCUUCUGGCCAUGGCGAGGGUGGAAGAGAACCGGACGGAGUUUGUUCUGUACGAAAGCAGGCUGCUGGACAUCUCGCUGUCGGCCGCCCUCAACUCCUCUGUGGCGGCCAUCAUGUGUGAAGUACUGUUUAAAAUUGGCCGCUCGUGACACGAACACCGCCAUGGAGCGUGCUCAGUGGCGCUGGAAGCAGCUCCACCCAUGUGACGAACUGGCUCCUAUUAUAUUUUUAUUUAAAGAACGGAACACAAAGUUUUUACAUACAAAUGAAUAUAUAUAGAAUAUAUAUAACUCGUCGGCUCCAUCCGCAAAUGUUUAUUUGGGAUUUUUAAGUAAUUUUAAUACAAAAAUAUUUAAUACUUGUAUUUUUAAUUUUUUAUUCUUUUGUCAGUUUGUUGUUUUGUUUUGUUUUAACCAAAGUGUGACAGUGGAGAACGCUCGGGUUCUGGCUCUCUUUGUGUUUUAAACUGACGUGGUCGUUUCUUUCUGUUUGCGGGGCUGUUUUGGGGGGGUGGGGUUAGUUAUAUUUGGGGCAGGGUCAGAUUUAUUUAAACAGUGACACAUGUUGUAGAUAGGCCUCUCUUUUCUCAUGACAGAGGAAAACUGAUGUUCAGUCGUGUACUUUGUUCUGGUGCAAUAGGUUUGUUUUGGGCGAUAUUUUAAAUGUGAAUUAUUUGACCAUCUGCAGUUUGACCAUCAGUAUUUUGCCAAACCACAGCAGUAUCAAGCGAGGGAGGUUGGGGGGAGGGGGGGGGGCGUCACUUUCUGUUUUUAAGAACUUUUUCUGUCUCUUCCACAAUCAAAUCUAAAUUUCUCUCCACCGUCUUCAUCCUCCUGUAAAUAGACGAUGUACAUUUGAGCUCCAACAGGUGGCGUCAUGACCCGCUGACGGUCGCUGGUAACGAAUUAAUGUUCGUCAUUUAUAAUCACAACUCUGCUCACCUGAAGGUUUUUGUUUCUCUCUUCCCAGCAGGUGAAGAUGUUUUUUUUUCUGUAUUUAAGGAGAAACCUUCGUUUUCAAGAUGUUUUAUGCAGUCUGGUCCGGGGGGGGGGUGCGUUUGAUUUGAAAGACUGUGUGUACAGAAGGUUGGGGGGGGGGACUUUACUCACCAUGUUGCUAACUGACAUGACUUCAAAAACCGUUAUAACAAAUAUAAAGAGAUUAAAAAAAAAAAAAAAAAGAGUCUCUACAUCCAGAACAUCUCCUGUUUGAUUUGACAGACGUUGUUUCUUCAGUAUGAGAUCUUUAUAUGUUCCACAACAUGUUAAAGAAUAAACGUACAUGAACUCUGGUUGAGCACUGUGAA
Molecule: messenger RNA, 8227 nt
Organism: Seriola aureovittata
Lineage: Eukaryota; Metazoa; Chordata; Actinopteri; Carangiformes; Carangidae
Gene: arid1b
Product: AT rich interactive domain 1B (SWI1-like)
Exons: 23
Coding region: 195-7070 (2291 amino acids)
Biological process (GO): chromatin remodeling; regulation of transcription by RNA polymerase II; positive regulation of DNA-templated transcription
Cellular component (GO): SWI/SNF complex; brahma complex; nBAF complex
Molecular function (GO): nucleosome binding; DNA binding
Source: RefSeq, a predicted model, not a curated record